Molecule: messenger RNA, 2040 nt
Organism: Penicillium bovifimosum
Lineage: Eukaryota; Fungi; Ascomycota; Eurotiomycetes; Eurotiales; Aspergillaceae
Exons: 5
Coding region: 1-2040 (679 amino acids)
Source: RefSeq, a predicted model, not a curated record
AUGCUCGAGGAUCUCCCGAACGAGCUCCUGGAAAAUAUUGCCGAGUGGGUCCGUAUACCAUACCUUUCUCCUAUGGAAUCCGAGCGCAUUGCUGACUCCUUAGUUACCCCCCUUGCUCUUCGAUCCCUAAGCCAUGCCUCUUCGAAACUUUACCAUGCUCUGGUCCCUGGAAUUUACCGUGUGGUCGUGUUUCGUGCUGCGAGUGAAUGGGCUUUGAAUGUGCUUAACGUCGAUGAUUUCUUCAACCAUCACUCCAAAAGCGCCAGUCACCUUCUACACACCCGCCACUUGAAGUUUGACGCCCCGAUCCAUCUCACUCGGUUUAAUCGCUGCGCAGCAUUCAACAUCUUUCGGGCGCAGUUCUUGGAGGACAUUGGGGAUCAACUUUGCUUGGCCUUCGCACAUCUCAGCCCUGGUCUCCUUCGGUCAUUCACGUGGCGCUUGGGCACAUGCCUUCCAGCUGGUGUGUUGGAUAGAGAGGGAUACCUAAUCCAACAUCAGGAAAAUCUCAUCCAACUUUCGUUGGUCACAGAUGGCUCCUGUCCCCAUGCCGCGGGCCAUUUAGGUGGUCUGUGCCAACUAUCUUCCCUGGAGGUCAUCGAAUGGGAAGGUAUCCAGCAUUCGACGGAGAUCGGGCUACUGCAAAAAUGUAUUAGUCGAAACCAAAGGCGUUUGAGAACACAUUCGAUUGCAUUCAGCGCAUCAGCUGGCAGACCGGAUUUCUCCCGUCAAGUGCUUGGGCUGCAAGGGUCCACACCCGUGACCACAACACGUGUGGCGGGCCCAGCCCCUACCUUUCUGCCCUCUCUUACGUGCCUAACACUCUCCAAGGCAUAUCUCCAGAAAAGCACGCAACCGAGUGCUUUGUCGACCUUUGCUGGGUUGAGGUCCUUGAAGUUGCGUGACUGCGUAAACUCCUGCGAGUUGUUGGAAGCACUGUCGCGCUUGCAGAAUAAGCUUCAACUGCAGCUAUUUGAGCUCUGUUGCGAUAAUCAGGCGCUUGGCCCCAACAAGGCAAGUUUGGGUCCGGUUGUUGCGUUUUUACUUUCUCUCCAAGACUUGCAGCAUCUUUAUCUGAAACUUUCCGACUUUGCACACACCCACCAGAUUGAAGCCGUGAUCCGCCAUCACAGCCGGACCCUGGAGACCUUUGUGUUUCAUGAAAAACAACUCGCUCCGAUUGAUAACGAGAGACUGUGGUGGGGUACUCGAGACUUCUGCUCGUCCUGGAUAUUCGAUAAGGCCGAAUUGAGGCAUCUCAAUCGGCUCUCUGCCUUGGCGCUGUGUGCAAACACUUCUUCUGUGCGAGCGAGUCUUGAACCGGGUGCGAAAGGCUCCCAUCUUCGGGUGCUUCAUAUUCGACUCACAGGCGUAGAUCAUCUCCAUCGAGACAUUCAAUUGGAAGUCAUCUCGCAGAUUCGGGCAGAAGACAGAGACGAGAGAUGUCCGUGCGGUUGUUGGAACGGGCUGGCGAGACGGGCCUCCCUUUCCGACCGCGAUUUUAACUUUGCGUGUCUCUGGGAAGAACAAUCUAUCGAGUCCCCACGAACGGGGCCAUCGGACGGUUCAGAUGUGUCGGAGGCAUUCGGCAGCGAUUUAGCUGAGAUCAAAGAAGCCAUGGACUUUGCGGACUGGGCGUUCGGACCGUCCGGCUUACCCAGACUAGAGGUUCUUGCGUUCGGGGACUUUGCUUACGACGAGCGAUAUCGGAAGCAACGGUUUCUGGCGCGCCGGAACCGCUCAGUGCGAUUACGAUUGUCCGAUCAAAGCCCCCAGAUCAGUAAACAUUACGGCUGGUUUUUUUGCAUUGGCGAUAUGAACGAUCCAUCUCUUUGGAGCAACGAUUGUCCUAUAAAGAUCGACCCGACACACAUCAGUCCCAAAUGGUGGGGUGUCAAUGUCAAGAUCACUGCAACGUCCAAGGAAUUGCAUCUAAACACCUUCAUGGUCGAACAGAUCAAAGGUAUAUGCAUCUUGCCCAUGUAUGAUGAAGAACUCCUCUAUGUGUUCCAGGAGCAGUUCGAAGGAUGGACUGAAUAG